Messenger RNA from Cantharellus anzutake, 1933 nucleotides. RefSeq lists its product as uncharacterized. Bases 1 to 1659 code for a protein of 552 amino acids. The transcript has 6 exons. Gene Ontology annotation, molecular function: snoRNA binding. Gene Ontology annotation, cellular component: small-subunit processome; box C/D methylation guide snoRNP complex. Lineage: Eukaryota; Fungi; Basidiomycota; Agaricomycetes; Cantharellales; Hydnaceae. The record is from RefSeq and is a predicted model, not a curated record.
AUGACGGCCCCGACGCAUAUCCUUUUCGAAUCCUCUAGUGGAUAUGCGCUCUUCUCGUCAAGGAAACAUGCAGAUGUCCAAAACUCCAUUCGGGAUGCCUUCAAGUUCGGGAAGAUGGUCGAGCUACGGUCUUUCGCGCCUUUCAAAACGGCUGCUCACGCAUUAGAAAAUGCUAAUGACAUUUCAGAAGGCAUUGUGAAUGACUACUUGAAGGAACUUCUUGAACUCAAUCUUUUGAAGUCGAAAUCAAAUGAGCCCAUAGUCUUGGGCGUUUCUGAUAAAAACCUUGCUUCGUCACUCAGUGCUACUCUCGGCAUCAACUGCGAUACAUCCCCCCGUUCUCUUGAGCUCAUUCGAGGCAUACGUCUUCACGCAGAAAGACUUCUCCGGGGUUUGCAAGCGGGAGACCUCGCAAAAGCUCAGCUGGGUCUUGGUCACGCCUAUUCGCGGGGGAAAGUCAAGUUCAACGUCCACCGUGCCGACAAUAUGAUCAUCCAAGCUAUCUCGCUUCUUGACCAGCUCGACAAAGACGUCAACACGUUUCAUAUGCGUAUCAGGGAAUGGUAUGGAUAUACCUUCCCUGAACUUGCCAAGAUUGUGCCCGACAGCUUGUCGUAUGCUCGUGCCGUCCGCUUCAUCGGGUCCAAGUCGACAUUAAAUGAGUCGAAGCUUGAUGAUUUGACGGACAUUCUUGGGGGCGACGCGACAUUGGCCAAGAACAUUUUGGAUGCUGCCCGCACAAGCAUGGGGUCAGACUUGAACGAGAUUGACGCCAUCAACAUCAAUCAUUUCGCGGAGCGGACUAUUGGCCUUGCGGAGUACCGUCAUGGGUUGGUCGUUUACUUGUCCGAGAAGAUGCACGCUGUUGCACCAAGCUUGUCGGCUCUUCUUGGCGAGCGGCUUGGGGCGCGUUUGAUUUCGCAUGCUGGCUCGCUGACCAACUUGAGCAAGUACCCGGCGAGUACAGUUCAGAUUCUUGGGGCAGAAAAGGCACUCUUCCGUGCCUUGAAGACUAAAGGCAAAACUCCCAAGUUUGGUCUUCUUUAUCACUCUCCUUUCAUCUCUCGAGCCAAGGCCAAUCACAAGGGUCGCAUCUCCCGCUUACUUGCGAACAAGUGUUCGAUAGCAUCUCGUAUCGACUGCUUCUCUGAGAAGCCGACAAUUAAGUUCGGUGACGCUCUCCGGCAACAAGUUGAGGAGCGUCUCCAGUUCUACGAGUCUGGGGUACCACCGUCAAAGAACUCAGAUGUGAUGCAGCAGGUGCUGAAAGAAAUUGGUGAGGAUGAGGAAAGUGACACGGAGAUGGCCGAACCAGAACCUCCAAAGGUAAAUGGGAAAGGAAAAAAGGGAAAGGAGAAGGCUGAGAAGAAAAAGAAAAAGCGGGAUAGCGAUGGUCAUGAGAGACCCGAGAAGAAAAGGGGCAAGGAGGGUUCUGAGAAGAAGGAUGAGGAGAGUCCUGUGAAGAAGCGGAAACGCGAAGAGGUUGAGGAAGAAAAUGAGCCGUCACCGAAAAAAUUGUCAAAGGACGAGAAAAAGGCCGCCAAACGGGCCGAAAAGGCAGCAGCCAAUGCGGAGCCAUCUCCUGAAAAGAAGAAGCACAAAAAAGAUAAGGAUCGGGAGCGGGAGUCAAAGAAGCGACGAAAGAGCGAAACUGCAUAACUUUUUUUCACCCGGUUUGCUGUCUUUGUUUAGCUCUUGGCUUUUGCUGUAUAUUGCAUAUUAUUGUGCUUCCUCUUUUAAUCAUGAAGAUGCUUGCUUUUGACGAUGGAAUGCAAUUGUGCAACUGGAUGAUGAUGACAGCCAUUCCAUCCCCGUGGCAGCGGGGCUAUCCGUUCGAUCCACCGUGGCAUAGGGAAGGAUCGUUAGGAGCCGCUGGUUGAUGUAACUGGGGGUGCAUUCGACAUCGACCCCUGAGUGACAAGCUUAUGGCGGG